Molecule: messenger RNA, 3733 nt
Organism: Colius striatus (speckled mousebird)
Lineage: Eukaryota; Metazoa; Chordata; Aves; Coliiformes; Coliidae
Gene: MIIP
Product: migration and invasion inhibitory protein
Exons: 10
Coding region: 1152-2585 (477 amino acids)
Biological process (GO): negative regulation of cell migration; negative regulation of G2/M transition of mitotic cell cycle
Source: RefSeq, a predicted model, not a curated record
GGGCGUCUGCGCGGGGGCUGUGACCGUCCGCAGGCUCCUCGCGAAGCGUGGCGGGAGGGUUUACCCGCUGUCUCGGCUGCCGGGCUGGCCUCUUGGAAGCGGGAAGGGGGAUUUUGCCGUGCCCGUGGCCGUCUCCCCUUCCUCGUGGUCGGGGGAGAGGCCAACCAGCGCGUCUGCGUACAAACAGCUCUGGGAAGCUCUGUGUGGGUGCUUAAGACAACUUUCUUGCAGAGAUGAGAGUUGCUGGCUCCCGAGACGGCCGUUGUUUGCUUUGAGCUGUGAGGAGCUAAGCUCCUUUUCACAAAGGAUUCUGACCAAAGCAGUUUCAUAAGCUUGAGCCGCUGGGGUUGAUUGAGCAUAGAGGACCAGUAUCUUCUUUGUAGGUUAUGCUAAGGGUGUAUCUCAUCUGGUAAAACCCUUGCAAAAAGUCCCUUGACUAAUGUGCUUUCUGCUGAGCAAUGAUGGGAGGGCACUGUUAGCUUUGUCCUGUGAAUACCGUGAGAACUUCUCUUUUGUUCAAAUGAGCUCAGAUUUAGUGUUUAUAAAAUGGUAUUUGUUGAUGUUUCUAAUUUGCUACUUCUAGUUUAUGUCCAGUAGUGCACCUCUCACUUGUUUCUUGUAACAAAAAAGGAAUGUUGUAGGUUUUUGAUUGGUAGCACUGCUUUUCCUCCCAGUGCUGUUGUACACCCCAUGCAAUUGAUUCCUCCUGUCGCGUUGCCGAGGUAGCAGUCACAAUAACAAACUGGCUGAGCUUUGAAGAAGGGUUUAGGGAUCCUUCAGAACAAAAGAUCCUCGAGCAGCACAUAGUUUUCUUGAGGAUGUGAUUGACCACUCUAGGCAAAAUGUGAGGGGUGAGGCUUAGCAUUUGAUUUUAUUAAACCCACUUUCUGCAAGUUUAGAGGAGCUUGGGAUGUUAUAAACAUGGUGAGCAGCAUCACAGCCUUCAAGUCAAACUAAGUUUGAUUUAGCUAUUUCUUUAUUAGGUUCUUCCCCCCUGCCCCCCCUUAGUAAAUGGACAAUAACCUUUAGUGAUUAACAUGUGGGAUUGGAAUAACCUGAACAUUAGUUCUGAGUCAUAAUUGAACCUUUUGAAGUCUUCCUGCCUGGGGACAGUUUUGACUCAAUAUUUUGGAGGAAAAUAUUUCCAUAGGAUGGAUUUAGAGCACCUAAAGAAGCUCCGUCAAGCCAACCAGGAUCUUCUACAGAGGCUCAGAAUAAAGCAGGAAGAGAUCAGAAAAAGACUUCACAGCAAGCCACUCUUGCCAACAUCUCUUCAUAAUAUAACAGCUGCUGAAAGAUCUGUCCCCUUGCCCGUGAGAGAGAAGGAACAUCAGAUUGAUGUUGUGAAGUCUACGGCUGACUCUGCCAUGAUGGUGUCUGUGGAACCUGGAGCUUAUGCAGCCAGAGCCACCUUCUGCUCAUCUCUUAAACACAACAACAGUGACAGAGGGGUACAGCAACAAGAAGUGCAGAUGCAGGAAGCAGUAGGUUUGGAUUCCAGCUUUCCUGAGAAAGAGAAGAAAGCCUCUGCAAUCAUUAAGUGGGACAGAGAGACCUCUGGAAUGGGUAGGGAUGGUGAAGCUCAAGGAAAUCCAGAGGAAGAAUCCUUCCAUUUAGGACACGGAGAGAACAGAAAACAGUCCACUCUGCUACAUGAUUUCCAUGAGAAAAAGAAGCUUAAGGUUCAUCCAGACCCAUCACUGAACAGAAUACAGCGUGAAGAGACCAGAAAGAAGCAUGUGGUCAUUAGAGAGCCCACAACCCCUAAAUCAUUCUUGCUGACAUCUCAGCCCAAAGAGUCAAAGAAGGAAGCUGGUGAUGAGACUUCUCAUUCUGACCCUGAAGAAUACACCAUGCCUGUCAGCAGCUGGUCUGCACGUCCUUUCCUGGGCUAUGACUGGUUUGCAGGGCUCCUAGAUACAAACUCUUCAGUGACAGAAAAAUCUGACCAGUAUUUUGCUGAGUUGCACGAGUUCCGACAGGCCAACAAAGCAGCGUGUAUCCAUGAGGAACACCUGGAGCCCAAGGCUCUGGAUGACACAGUUCCUGAACAAGAAGCAGAUUUGAUAACCAGUUCCCAUAAAUGUGUUUACUGCUACCGAUUAAACCGGCGCCUCUUCCCUGUCCCUGUGGAUUCAGCAUCUGCCUGCCCUGUGUGUAAGGUCCCACGUGCUCACCAGCCCCUGGAGAACCUGGAAGAGCCAGCCUUUGUCAGGGUCAGCAUUCCCAGAUCUACCCUUAUGCCUGCCUACAAGUACAGAGCCCAUCGCAGGAAGAGCCUUGAGCCAGCUGACACUCUGGCACUACCUUCGCAUUGCCUGGCUGGCUGGGAAAAUGUCAUCCCUUCCAGCAACCCCCCGCUCAGCAGCCUGGAUCUGUGGGCUUCCCUGGAGGAGCAGCCUUCUCACCAUCCUCACCUGAAGCUGGGGUCCAGAAUGUCAGGAGGAACCAGAACUGACCAGCUUCUGAACCUGACCCACUUGACACGCCUCAGAUUGAGCAGUGCUUCUCAGCAGAGGGAGCAAAACAAACAGGGACACCACAGACCACCUCCAAAUUCAAACCUGACUGCCUCAACUCUGUGAAGCACUGACUUGAUUGCCCUGGGGACAGAUGGGUGCAAGGUGUGGAAGCAACUCGGGAUCAAAAUAAAUCUUUCAACAGAUUCCUCCUAGUUCUCGAGGUCGUGUGUGUACGUGAGCAAGCAGUACACGUAAAUCAGAGUCUGUAUCUUCAUCUGUGGUUUUUCCCUUUCUAAUUUCCCUUUUGCAGCCACUUCUAAGCAGGUGCAUGAGCUUUCCCACCUAGUGCUGAUAAAGUGAUGUGUGCAGGAUGACUAACUAGUACUGUUACCACUAGGACAGCUGUAGCAAGGGAGUUCAUCUGCCACCUCAACUGAAUAAACCGGUUUAUAACGUGAACUCUGACUGCCAUGAGGAGUUGGCCUGUGAGUGGCCUGGUUCAGUGGAAUGCAUACAGAUAUUUUAAUUUCACAGUGUUGGAAGCAUGAUGCAUAAUUUGCUAGUGCCUUGAACUUGAGUUACUCGAUAAUGUAUUUAAAGCAAGAAAAGAUCCAGUUUCUUUUCAGUGCAAUAUCUGUAGCCACAGGGUGCGUUACCUCAGUCAUUCUGAAUGUGAAAAACCAUGUUAAAAUGAGAUGUUAUUCAUCAAAACCUAGACAGUGCCUUAAAAUGUCUGCAAGUGAUGCUUGCUCUGCUUUUCCAAGUUCUUUCAGAGAUAAAUCAAAACAUUUGGAGUUUUAAAACGGUACCAAACCAAACUAUAAUGUGAUUUGUCUGAACUUUAUAGGCUGAUUUCACUUUCCUUGUCUAAAACCAAUAAAACUGAUGUUUUCUUUUCCCUCAAAUAAGCCUGAAACAGAAAUUCCUGCUUCAAAUUUCUUUCUGGGAGCUAACUCAACAGAAGGAAUUUGGUUUAGGCUACAGAUAUUUUCAGCUUCUUGGCAUUCACUGUUAUUUAUAGAUCAACUACAUUACUUAUGAAAUCAAAUGCAUGAAUAGACUUUUUUAAAGCAAGGGAAGGAACAUUACAAGUUUAUGAAAUCUUAAUGUAAGGUUUAGAAUGGAAAAGCAUGGCUGGUUGAGCUUUUGGUUGGGCAUAUGUGGGGUAAAGGGAAUGGAAGUGGUCAUGUUAUUUCUGUAUUGAAAAUCCUUAUUUAAAGAAGUUAAUGCAGUCAAUAAAAAACACCAGCUGUCAAAUGUUUUACUAAAUA